AUGAACACUGAACAGACGAAGAAACAAGGGAAGUUAAAGUCUACAGAGGACAAUAUUUUCUUCCUAUCCUUGCUCACACACUUGGAUCUCAUCGGCCCUUGCCUCGACCUCUCGACCUUGUCGACAACGGCGACGUCUCUGACCUCGCUCCGGCUAGCCGGCCUCCUUCGAGAUUUGGACCGAGGAUUCGUUCUCCAGGUGCCGAAGUCUGAAGGAAAUGCAUAUCACAGACUGUGUAUUGGUCUGGGGCGUGAACCAUUUGGGAGUGUGCUACGGCAUGGAGCUCCGAGGUCUAGACAUUCGUUUCCCUCCUGGGAAUUGGGAAAGAGAGAAGUUCCGCUUAUUUGA
This is a messenger RNA of Linum trigynum, 348 nucleotides long. The record is from the annotation of a GenBank genome assembly. Lineage: Eukaryota; Viridiplantae; Streptophyta; Magnoliopsida; Malpighiales; Linaceae.